GUGAUAAUGCCCAAACCAUUUACCCGAAGAUACGCUUCCUGGUCGCUGUGGUUAGCUAGCUGUCGGCACCGUUGUUUGUGUACAACCGGAAUCACAUAAUCAAUAGUGUUCAUCGAUGCAAAAACUCUAAGCCAGUGGCGGUACUAUAUGUGAACCUCCAUUCAUGAGUACCUCUGAAAGCGAAGGAGAGUUGCCCAAUGAGCAGACGGCCUUGGUAUCAUCACAAAGUCCAUCCAACUCAUUUUACAGCGAUGACUCUCUACGCCCUCGGCCAGUGGACACAGAUGUCAGAGGGGGUCUACCUGAGCGGGCGGAACGGACCCUGGAGCCGCGGUCUGCAGAGGACCAGGAGGACGAGGAGCUCACGUUUAAGUACGGCGCCAAACACGUCAUCAUGCUCUUCGUGCCCGUCACGCUCUGCAUGAUCGUCGUCGUGGCGACAAUCAAGUCGGUCGGCUUCUACACCGAGAAAGAUGGGCAACAACUGAUUUACACGCCCUUCACAGAGGACACAGCGUCGGUUGGCGAGCGGUUGCUCAAUUCUGUUUUAAACACCCUGAUUCUCAUCAGUGUCAUUGUUGUGAUGACCAUAUUCCUUGUGCUGCUCUACAAGUACCGUUGUUACAAGUUUAUUCAUGGGUGGCUGAUUCUCUCAUCUCUGAUUCUGCUUUUCUGCUUUAGCGUCAUGUAUCUGGGGGAGGUGUUCAAGACCUAUAAUGUGGCGAUGGAUUACCCCACGUUGGUGGUGAUGGUCUGGAACUUCGGAGUGGUGGGCAUGGUGUGUAUCCACUGGAAAGGUCCUCUUCAGCUCCAGCAGGCCUACCUCAUCAUCAUCAGUGCCCUCAUGGCGCUGAUCUUCGUCAAGUACCUGCCCGAGUGGUCGGCCUGGUUCAUCUUGGGGGCCAUCUCCGUGUAUGAUCUGAUAGCGGUGCUGUGUCCUAAGGGCCCGCUGAGGAUGCUGGUGGAGCUGGCACAGGAGCGCAACGAGCCCAUCUUCCCCGCUCUCAUAUACUCCUCUGCCAUGAUCUGGAUGGUAGGGAUGGCCAAGGCAUCCACUCCUGCAGCAGAGCCUCUUCAUGAAGAUACAGAUGAAGACCUCCAGCAGGUCAGUCUUGCGGACGGUGAGAGGAGCCAGGAGACCACAGGGAGGCGCAGGACAUACACUGAGGAGGAGGAGCAAGAGGACGAGGAGAGGGGAGUGAAGCUUGGACUCGGGGACUUCAUAUUCUACAGCGUGCUGAUCGGGAAGGCUGCAGCUGGCGGGGAGGACUGGAACACAACUCUGGCCUGCUUUGUGGCCAUUCUCAUUGGUCUGUGCCUCACCCUCCUCUUGUUGGCCAUUUUCAAGAAGGCACUACCUGCUCUGCCCAUCUCCAUUACAUUUGGCCUCAUCUUCUACUUCUCCACUGACAACCUGGUUCGGCCAUUCAUGGACAGCCUCGCGGCCCACCAGCUCUACAUUUAACUUUUGGCGGCCAUUUUGUUUAUGGACAUAUGCCGUGUAGAAGCCUCAGGACUGAGGUGGUUAGUUUUCCAGCACGGUUGUGCCACUGUUGUUCGAAAGGGAGGGGAGAUGGAGGAGUGUCAAUGUAUUUUUAUACUUCAAUAUUUUAGCCGAGAGUCCAGUUUUAUAUUUGGUUAUGCAUGCGAUGGCAUGAGACAGUGAUAAAUUAAGCAGCCCUGGUCCUGGAGUGACAGAAAUGUCUUUUUUUUUAUUCCUUCCCCAAAAAGAUUGCAAAGAUUAGCUUCAACUGGUAAUUCCAGCAAGUAGGAAUGAUGAUCCACCAAGUGCACGUUCACAUAAUUCAUGAAGCCUAAAAAUUGUUAUCCGUUAGUGGCACUCCAGGACCAGUGUUAGCUAUUCCUGGUGUCAUAGAUACCACCACCCUACACCAAACAGUGUUUAAAAUAGCGUGGUGAGGGCUGACCCCAGAACAGCUAUUUUAAGAAUCUGUUUGGUAAAGUGUAGUGUUCAUUACAUUUGAAAAAUACAUGUUUAGUAGUUUAUUUCCUAGUAAUGAAUGGAAAAAGGAAGAUGGUUGAAGGUUGGGUAGUUUCGGGUUUUGAAGUUUGAAUGUGUGACUUAACUCAUUCGAUUCUUUGCAAGGCCAGAAUUCUUUUCAGUACUUCACAAAAGAAAGGAAAGAUGUAGUCUGGGAAAGAAUAUUACCAAAACAUUUAAAAUAUAUUUUUAACACAACUGUAAAUGGGAUCCUAUAAACUACCUGGAAAGCAGAGCUAGAACCACAUUUGAUAAAUGAAAUGCAUUUUAUAUUCUCAAAUUGAAUCUAUGGCAUUUUUUUGUUUAUCUCAGAGCUGAAUAUUUGUGAAGAUAUAAGGUCAUGUUUUUGUUAUAUACAAUAAAGUACAUGUAUGUGCCAGUUAAGAAA
This is a messenger RNA of Conger conger (European conger), 2390 nucleotides long. Its product is annotated as presenilin-2-like. Gene Ontology annotation, cellular component: membrane raft; lysosomal membrane; perinuclear region of cytoplasm. The transcript is spliced from 11 exons. NCBI's taxonomy places the organism in Eukaryota, Metazoa, Chordata, Actinopteri, Anguilliformes, Congridae. The record is from RefSeq and is a predicted model, not a curated record. Gene Ontology annotation, molecular function: aspartic endopeptidase activity, intramembrane cleaving. The coding region runs from base 164 to 1465 and encodes 433 amino acids. Gene Ontology annotation, biological process: negative regulation of apoptotic process; amyloid precursor protein catabolic process; amyloid-beta metabolic process.